AUGCUCACCUUCUCUCUCUCCCUCCCCCUCCCUCCCUUUCUCUCCCUUUCUCUCUCUCUCUCCCUCCCCCUCUCUCCCUUUAUCUCCCUUUCUCCCCCUCUCCCUCUCUCUCUCUCUCUCUCUCAACCUGGGUUUCUUUAUUUCCUUCCCUCUCUCUACCAUUCUAUAUAUCUAUGUCUCUUUCUACUAUCUGUUAUAUCCCACCUUUCUGAAGCGCCUUCGCGAUUGGAUCCUACUGUCUUUCAUUUUCUCUCCCUUUUCUUCUUUUUAUUUUCUCCUCAUUCAUUAUUGCUCCAAAGCUUUCUUUCUUUCAUUCAUUCUUUUCUCUCUUUUUUUUUGACUCAGUCUAUCAGUAUUUCUUCAUCGCACCCUUUCACUCUCUCUCUCCCUCUCUCUCUCUCUCUCUCUUUUUCUAUCUUUCUUGCUCCCUCUUUCGUAUUUUCUUUUCCCUAUAAUUCUCACUUCGUUUUUAUCUCGCUCGCUUUCUAUCUAUCUAUCUAUCUAUCUAUCUAUCUAUCUAUCUAUCUAUCUAUCUAUAUAUAUAUAUAUAUAUAUUGUAAAUUAAUUCUGUCUAUCUACAUGUUAAUCUAUCUCAAGCUGUUCUUUAUCUAUCUAUCUAUCUAUCUAUCUAUCUAUCUAUCUAUCACAUUUGUUCUUUUAACUCUCACUGUUUAUCUCUCUUUUGCUCACACUCUUUCUAUCUCUCUAUCUCUUUCCAUGCCUUCUGGCAUUUGUUCUUUCUUUCAUAAUAUUUCCUCUAUCAUUCUCUCUUCUCUCUUCCCAAUGAUGUGUUUCUUUAGUUACUCUCCCACUUUCUCUCUGUUGCUCUCUAUCUAUCCAUUUAUCUAUAAAAUGUCAUCGUCUUUCUUUCACUCUCCCUUUUCUUAUUUAUUAUUUUACCUAAUUUUUCUUUUCCUUUUACACUGUUUCUUUUCACUAUCCCCCAUCUAUCUAUCUAUCUAUCUAUCUAUCUAUCUAUCUAUCUAUCUAUCUAUCUGUCUGUCUUUCAUGUAUUUUUAUGUUUCUUAUUCUUUCCUUUCCCUCCCGUCCCCCCCAGAUAGUUUCAGUAUCAAACUUUUUUCUCUUUUCCUCUUCUUUUUCUUUAGUUCUCUUUUUUAUCUUUUUUUUUUCGUAUAUUUCUUUCAUAUUUUUCUUUUUUUUUUGUUUCUUUUUCUUUCAUAUCUUCAAAUUUUCUUUUCUUUUUCUUUCCUUUCUUUAAUUUUUCUCGCAACCUUUUUCUGCCUUUUCUUCACUUUUCACUUUUCCUUUUUUUUCUUUCCUUCAAUUUUCUCUUCUCCUUUUCUUUCUUUUAUUCUAUUUUUCCUCUUUCUUUUCUUUCUUUUCUUCAAACUUUCUCUUUUCUUCAACCUUUCUCUUUUCCUUUUCUUUCUUUUCUUUAAUUUUUCUCUUUUUCUUUUCUUUCUUUUCUUUAAUUUUUCUCUUUUCCUUUUCUUUCUUUUCUUUAAUUUUUCUCUUUUCCGUUUCUUUCUUUUCUUUAAUUUUUCUCUUUUCCGUUUCUUUCUUCAAUCUUUCUCUUUUUCCUUUCUUUUUCCUUCAAUCUUUCUCCUUUUAUUUUCUUUUUUUUCUUCAAUGUUUCUCUUUUCCUUUUCUUUCUUUAAUUUUUCUCUUUUUCUUUUCUUUCUUUUCUUUAAAUGUUUUCGCUUCUUUUUCUUCCCUUUUUUCAAUUUUUCAGUUUUCUUUUAUUCUUUCUUUCAUUCUGUCAAUUUUCUUCCUUUCUUUUUUAUUCGCAUUUACUAUCUCUACGUCUACUGUCUUCUUUCAUCCUUUAUUUUCAUUUUCUUUCAUUUUCACUCAUAUUCAAUUAGGAAUUUUCCCCACUUAGUAUUCCAUGUAAGUCUCACUCCUCUUCUUUACUAUUGCAAUAUAUUCCUCUCUUUUACCCUCACUAUAUCUUCCUCUUCUUUCACUCUCUCUCUCUAUAUAUGUUCCUCACUUUUACCCUCUAUAUCUACCUCUUCUUUCACUCUCUCUCUCUAUAUAUAUGAUCUCCUCUUUUACCAUCACUAUAUCUUUCUCUUCUUUCACUCUCUCUCUCUCUCUAUGUUCCUCUCUUUUACCCUCACUAUAUCUUACUCUUCUUUCACUCUCUCUCUCUCUAUAUAUGCUCUCCUCUUUUACCCUCACUAUAUCUUCCUCUUUUUUACUCUUACCAUAUAUUCCUCUCUUUUACCCUCACUAUAUCUUACUCUUCUUUCACUAUCUCUCUCUAUAUAUAUAUGCUCUCCUCUUUUACACUCACUAUAUCUUCCUCUUCUUUCACUCUCUCUCUAUAUGUUCUCCUCUUUUACCCUCACUAUAUCUUCCUCUUCUUUCACUCUCUCUCUAUAUGUUCUCCUCUUUUACCCUCACUAUAUCUUCCUCUUCUUUCACUCUCUCUCUCUAUAUGAUCUCCUCUUUACCCUCACUAUAUCUUCCUCUUCUUUACACUUAACAUAUGUUUCUCUCUUUUAUCCACAUUAUAUGUUUUUCUCUUUUAUUCUCUCUCUAUCUUUUUCUUUCUUUCUUUCUUUCUUUCUUUCUUUCUUUCUUUCUUUCUUUCUUUCUGGCAUGCUCUCUGGCAUGCUCUCUCCUUUUAUUUUUCUCUCAAUACCUCAUUUAGUCUUUUACAUCUUUCCUAUUUUUAUUCAUUCUCACCUAUACCAUUUUAUUUUUCUCUUUCUCUCUCUGACUGAAUUUCUUCUUCUUCUUCUUCUUCUUCUUCUUCUUCUUCUUCUUCUUCUUCUUUCCCUCAUCUUGUUUCUUCUACUCUUUCUUCUUUUUCCUUCCACUGUUUUUUCUUCUUCUCCCUCUUGUUAUUUUUUCACUUUUUCUCCCCCUCUUUCUUCUUCUUCUUCUUUUUCUUCUUCUUCUUCAUCUCCUCCUCCUUCCUUCUUCUUCUUCUUCUUCUUCUUCUUCUUCUUCUUCUUCUUUCCCUCAUCUUGUUUCUUAUACUCUUUCUUCUUUUUCCUUCCAUUGUUUUUUCUUCUUCUCCCUCUUGUUAUUUUUUCACUUUUUCUCCCCUCUUUCUUCUUCUUCUUCUUUUUCUUCUUCUUCUUCAUCUCCUCCUCCUCCUCCUUCUUCUUCUUCUUCUUCUUCUUCUUCUUCUUCUUCUUCUUCUUCUUCUUCUUCUUUUUCCCUCAUCUUGUUUCUUAUACUCUUUCUUCUUUUUCCUUCCAUUGUUUUUUCUUCUUCUCCCUCUUGUUAUUUUUUCACUUUUUCUCCCCCUCUUUCUUCUUCUUCUUCUUCUUCUUCCACUUCCUCCACCUCGUCUUUUUAAAAAUUUUCUUCUCUCCUCUCUCGUUCUCCUUCUUUUUUUUUCUUCUUUCAUAUCGUCUUUUCACCUCUCCUUGUCUUUUUCUCCUUCUUUUUCUUCUUUUCCUUCUUUCUCUCAUUCUUUCUUUCAAAUCACCCCUUUCUUUUAUUGCCCUUUUAACCAAACUCCUCUGA
Molecule: messenger RNA, 3447 nt
Organism: Acanthosepion pharaonis
Lineage: Eukaryota; Metazoa; Mollusca; Cephalopoda; Sepiida; Sepiidae
Source: the annotation of a GenBank genome assembly